AUGAGAAAGCAAAAAUUAUUAACCUUAUAGCCAUAUGCAAAUAUAUUCAGGAAAUAUCAUUUAUAAUAAAAUCGGAAUUAUAAAUAACAUUUCAUUAAAAUAUUGAUCUAAGUCCAUUAUCAAUAAUUAAAUCAGAUUCCAUAAUUGCCAUCAAUUGAUUAUUAUUCUUAUGAACGAGAAUCAAUUCAAAAGACAAAUCAAUUUUCAAAGUAUCAAAUAAAUGAUUGAGCAAAUAAAUCUUUAAGAAUCUACAUUCUAUUUAAGCUGAAUUGAGCAAUUUAGAAGGUUUUUUUUUCAAUUUAGAUUAUAGUUCUCAAUAUGAGAUAUCUAAUUGGUCACUUGACAUCACAAAGUUUUUAAUGGAUUAUAAGUAAAUAAAUUUUAAUGCCAAAAUUGAAUUAGAAAAUUAUUCUUAAUUUAUAAGAGUGGCUUUUUAGUCAAUUAGAAUUAAAUCAAAAGAAAAAUAAAUUGCUGUGUUAAAUUAUCUUUCCAUCAUAUAAUAUAUAAGUUUGUAAUUUAAAUUGGAAAUUUCAUUAUAAAAUCGAAUUAUCAAAUUAAUAAAUAGAAUGAAAUAGUAAAUGUCCUCAUUAAAUUUCUCACAUAUUUUACAAAAUUAAUAUUGA
Molecule: messenger RNA, 623 nt
Organism: Paramecium sonneborni
Lineage: Eukaryota; Ciliophora; Oligohymenophorea; Peniculida; Parameciidae
Source: the annotation of a GenBank genome assembly